ACAGGCAAGGCACUCGCACUAAGGUGUGCGUACCUUGACUAGCCUCUCCUCCUCCUCUCCUCCUGGCCUGGUCAUCCUCUCCUCUUUCCCUCUUCAUCCUUCCUCCGCCCAACUCUCUCUCUCUCUUCCUCACCUCUCCUGCGCUUCGUUUUUUCUUCUCUUUUGCUUUUUCCCUCCCGUCGAAGCGCAUCACUGCCGCUGCUUUCGCUAUUUUCCCUACGAUUUGUCUUUGUCAGCGCCACAGCUUACCAACUCGCUCAACCUCAGAUUACUCGGCCCGGUGUCUCUACCACCAUUAGUGCCCUCCACAGCCAACUUGGGUCUCGCGCUCUUUGCCUUGCUGCUUUGCCGCGCUCCCGUCCUUUCGCUUAUAUUCUACCCGACAAUCGCUUUGCUACGCUGCUCUCGCACAUCUCUCACAACUCUUCCGACACUGUACAUCUUGAUCAGCAAUACAAGCGCUGCCACAACCCGCUCACACACACGCCCCUCUCGAACCGCCGCACACUUUCAGUGAAAUAACACCGAACCCGCCCAUUGUCAAACGACAUCCGCUUAAUAUCCGAUCCUAUUCGAAUCGUUCAAUGUAAAUAGUGGCAAACCAUGGACCUUCAUCAGACACAUCCUCUGCAACAGCAGAGUUCUCAGCAGUCUAGCGGCCAGGCGGAUGCCAACCCGCAAGAUGUACUCGCCGAAGCGCGCAAGAAUCUGCAGGCACUGAUCGACUCGGGCAUAUCUCGUGAUUUGCUACAUCAAUGGGUCGACAGUGGUAACGGACCUUUGCAGUUGUCAUUUCUCGCGAGCAACAACUUUGCCUCUCUUCCCCCCCAGCAACAACAGCAACAGCAACAGCAACAGCAUCACUCUGCUUAUGCUCCUCCAGCACCCCAAUGCGCUCCUCCUCCUCCUCCCGUUCGUUCCAUGUCUGACCCAGCCAUCAUCCCCGUCACCAGUACCUCGACAGUUACCACGGCUUCGCCAGCUUCGACAGGUCUCUCCUCCUCUACUCCCCCAAGCCUAGCCGGUGCCGAUAUGAAAUCAGAGAUACUUUCCGACUCGAACCUCGUCUCCGCUACACAGCCCUGGGCCGCCGUGCCUUCGUCCUCCAUUCCGGAUGGGUUAAUGCCCGUCAACGAAGACGACUCCGUACAAAACCUAAACAACCAGCCCGUUUUUUUACAGCCCGCAUUCCCCUACUCCCACCGCCCCCGAAUUUCCGUCUCCUCCACCAGCUCCGGCUCCUCUGGUCACGCCUCUCUCUGGUCUGUCGGCUCUGCCAGAUCGUCCAUGUCCUGGCAGUCCGUAUCGAGUGCCCGAUCGCAGGCUCCGCUUCCGAAUCCUCCGACCAGUAGUGCUGCGAGCAUCAUCAGCAACAGCUCCCAGCUGUCGAGCGCCUCGUCCAACAGCAAGACCAAUAUUUACUGGUGUACGUCCUGCGACACAAGCUUCAAGCGCAAGUACGAUUGGAAACGCCACGAAGACGAGUUUCACGAGCGCUGGAGAAAAUACCCCUGCCCCGAACCGGGAUGCAACCGCAGCUUCUGGGGCUCCAACUCGUUCAACCAGCACCACAAGCAGUGCCAUAACUGCACCACCUGCCCGCAUGCUGAAAAGGUCGUCAAGUUUCUCCGCAAGCGCAAGUUUUGGGCCUGUGGCUUCUGCUCUGCCCUUCACCCAGCUCGCGAACGCCAUGUGGAGCACGUUGCCCGACACUUUGAAUCCGGCUUGUCUAAGAAUGACUGGAUGCACUCGCGUGUUGUCUACGGCCUCCUGCACCAGCCUCUAAUCCAUACUGCCUGGGAGAACCUGGUGACGAGCAAGCAGGCAGAGUUUGGCGGACGCCGCCCUCAGUUCAGUUGGCACCCAAACAAGACUGGCCGUGCUCAGGGCUUCUUGGAAAAGGAGAAUCCCGGUCAGCUUCAGGAUCUCCUAGAGUUCUUCUCUGGUGACGAGACGGAAGCCCAGUGGAUUGUCGGCCAGGCCUAUGAGCUGGCCGACGUUGUCAUGACCAGCGCACCCACACCCUCGCCCCAAUAUGGCCAGUCGUCCAUGGUGGCCGCUGCUCCCUUCCCGCAGCCCGAGACGCAUAUUGCCUUUAGCCAACUGCCCUCACAGCAGCCUCCCCAGCCUCACGCGAUGCUAGGCAGCUCGACCGGCGUUGGACAGCAAAACGCAUUCAACUCACCACAAUUCCGCAGCAGCGUCUACACAACGAGCCAAUUCAACACUGCCCAUCGCGCGUCGCCUGAUUCGUCACACUCGCCACUUGGCCUCUCAUCACCGCCUACCGUCCCCUCGCAGUCACCAGCAGACAAGCGUGACUUGCCCGCCCUGCCUAUGCAGGCUGUUGACGGAAUGAUGGACUUUGAGUACUCUCCUGCCGCCGCCAUGUUUGGAAGUGACUGGGGCAACUUGUCCACUGAGCACCUGUUGGGUUCCCAGACUCAGCACCAGCAGCAACAGCAGCCAGCGAGCGACUGGGGCAUGAUGCAGUACUUUAACGAUCCUCGCGUCACCUCCUAGAAGGGUGCUGGAUGGAUGUAUUUGUACGCUUUUUGACCAGGCAUACUUUUGAUACCACGUUGUUUUUUGUGACGAUUGUUUUGGGCAGGCAGAAAAACAGAACGGCAAAACAUACAAGCAACACAUGCGCAUAUACCACUUGUUUCUCCCAUUUGGGGAAAAGGGUCUCGGGCUGGCCCAUGCGACUUACUACUAUUACUUGACGACAGACACAUAUACACACUCCCUUAUUUCUUUUUAUGUCUUUACGACGGGAACCUACCUCACAACGCCUAAUCUCUCUCUUGAGAGAGAGACAAGGCAAGGCGACCUUGGUUUCUCUGGCUCGUGGCACCGCGCCACCUCUCGAUUUCUUUGCAGUUCUUUUUUUGUUGUUUAUUUCGUCUUGGUUUGAUUUUGCUCUAACGGCCUCUGCAUCCACGACGAAGCAUGCAUACCCACAUACUCACACACUCCUUAAUCACACUUUGCUACAUAGUGUUGGAUUUUCCUUUUACUGUUGCUUUUUGUUUCUGCUGUUGCUGCUGCUGCGCUUUACUCGCGUCAUUGUUUUUAUGCGGCUGUUGCUGUUUUGCUCAUCUUCCUGGGCCCGGUCGCCCUUGCAUAGUAGGAAGAGCUCGCCAGCAAGACUGGGCAAACGUGUACAUUUUGUUUUUCUACGUGUUAUUCUUUUUUUUCUUUUUUGGUUUACCACCGACGGGCAUAUUUGAUUGGAUAGGCUGCAAGGACGCAGGCCUUGGUUCUUCGUGAUUUAGCGAAUGAUUAAUAUCUGGCGAAUAGGGAUUGGCGCUGUACGCACGCCACGGUGUAGAUGGAAAGGGGGCGACGAGAAGCGUCAUAGUAGGAUAACUGAUUUUUCCACGUUGAAUAAAGACUCCCAUCAUAAAGAGCAAAAAAAUACGAG
[Torrubiella] hemipterigena is the source of this 3427-nucleotide messenger RNA. Lineage: Eukaryota; Fungi; Ascomycota; Sordariomycetes; Hypocreales; Clavicipitaceae. The record is from the annotation of a GenBank genome assembly.